AUGGACACUCCUACCCCGCCAGCAACACCAAAAGACCUCAGCGGUCUAAUUGAACGCCGGUAUCAGGACGGUCAAUCCUUACAUAUCUCCAAUCAAUCCGUCCCACAAACGAUCUCAACAAUUCUCGAGCACCGGUCAAUCCGCGCAUUCCUGCCUACGCCACUUCCACCCGGGACACUCGAAACACUUAUUGCUGCCGGCCAAAGUGCUUCCACCUUCUCAAUGCUGCAAACCUGGUCCGUCGUCGCAAUCCAUGACCCGCAGCACAAAGACGCCGUCGCGCGAGUCUCCGGAAACCAAGACUUCAUACGACAAGCGCCGCUAUUCUUGAUCUUCUGUGCAGAUCUACACCGUCAUGCAAACGUAAUAGACAAGUACAGAACGGCCGGAAAGCCGCUCGAGAAGAUCGAUAUGCUGAUAGCAGGUGUCGUUGACGCCUCAAUCGCGGCCGAAAAUGUCGCCAUCGCAGCUGAGUCGCUUGGCCUGGGAAUCUGUAUGGUGGGCGGAGUCAGAAAUAACGCUGAGAGCUUGGUCGAACUACUUCAUCUCCCCGAGAAGACAUUUGGAAUUGUCGGGUUGGCUGUUGGGUAUGCGGACCCGACAGCGCAUGAGGAUAUCAAGCCGCGGCUGCCGAUGAGGGAGAUACUCCAUUAUGAAACCUGGGAUAGCAACCAACAGCGGCAGGACGAGAAUGUGGCGAUGUUUGAUGACGUGCUGAGCAAGCACUACGCACUUCAUUCGAUGCUUGGUCGGAAACCAUGGAGUAGAUUUGCUGCCGAGUGGAAUGCUGAUGGGAGAAUGGACGGGAGGGAUCGUAUGAGGGGCUUGUUGGAGCGGCAGGGGUUUGGUCUGAAUUAG
Aspergillus nidulans FGSC A4 is the source of this 858-nucleotide messenger RNA. RefSeq names its product NADPH-dependent oxidoreductase. Bases 1 to 858 code for a protein of 285 amino acids. Gene Ontology annotation, molecular function: oxidoreductase activity. NCBI's taxonomy places the organism in Eukaryota, Fungi, Ascomycota, Eurotiomycetes, Eurotiales, Aspergillaceae. The transcript has a single exon. The record is from RefSeq and is a predicted model, not a curated record.